Molecule: messenger RNA, 1207 nt
Organism: Argentina anserina (silverweed cinquefoil)
Lineage: Eukaryota; Viridiplantae; Streptophyta; Magnoliopsida; Rosales; Rosaceae
Exons: 6
Coding region: 180-860 (226 amino acids)
Biological process (GO): regulation of DNA-templated transcription
Cellular component (GO): histone deacetylase complex
Molecular function (GO): transcription coregulator activity; protein binding
Source: RefSeq, a predicted model, not a curated record
UCUUCUUCUUAUUCCUCUGUGCUUCUUCUCUGCAAAAACACCUCAAUUCUGCUCCAAUUUCAAUUCAUCCUCUCUCCAAUUCCGCCAAAUACGCGUCCAGCAAUGCAUGAUCUUCCGUUUAAACUCAAUCUCGACUCCUGACGCCGCCGUAUUCGCCGUCUAAAUCGCUCUCUGGGAAAAUGCUUCAGGCAAUGGGGAGCUCCGUCAACAAUGGCGGCUUCUCGCAGUUCCAGAGCUGCGGCGAUAGUAGCGAGGAGGAGCUCUCUGUGCUGCCACGUCACACCAAGGUGGUGGUUACCGGCAAUAACAGAACCAAGUCUGUCCUCGUUGGACUGCAAGGCGUCGUUAAGAAGGCCGUCGGAUUAGGCGGAUGGCAUUGGCUGGUCCUCACAAAUGGGAUAGAAGUGAAGCUUCAGAGGAAUGCCCUCAGUGUAAUUGAAGCUCCUACUGGUAACGAAGAAGAUGAUGACCUUGAUUUUGAGACUGUCCAGUGGAAUGGAAUAGACAUGGCAUCUGAUGAUACUCAAAAAUCUCAAAGAUCAAGGCUUAGAGUGCAUAAAUCAUGUGGAUCAUCCCACAGGACUAUGUGCAGAUCUUUCUCUUGUGACUCACAAUCUAAGGGUUCUGUAUCUACUCCCCGAGUGUCGGGUUCAACAAAAAUUGACCUUGGGAAACUGGAGCUGGCUGCUCUAUGGAGAUAUUGGCGACACUUCAAUCUUGUCGAUGACAUACCAAACCCUUCGAAAGAGCAACUAAUAGAUGUUGUUCAGAGGCAUUUUAUGUCACAGCAAAUCGACGAGUUGCAGGUGAUUGUUGGGUUUGUUAAGGCUGCGAAGAGAAUGAAGAAUCUGUGCAAAUGACGUAGAGGAGCAUUGGUAAUCGAGGCAUGCUAACAGAGAGAGACACUGGUGCCCUGGAUGUCACUCCCUUCUGAUAUGUUAAUCUAAUGUAUCUAUCAAGGGCUUGUUUAUGCUUACAUGUCUGUUAAUGAGUAGAGCUGUAGAGGGACCUAGAAUUUACCUUUCAGGUAGAUCGAAGCAUAGCUAUUUGUAGGUAGUUAAACUGGUGGGAAAUGGGAAUGACGUUCGUAGAAAUUAAGAGAUCCUUUGGCUUAAUAUUCGUCUAAGCUAGGUUGAAAUGUAUGUAAUUGCUGAGUGGGGAUAUGGGUUUUUCGGAAAUGUAUAAACCUAAUUUCCGUAUCUGCAAA